Scatophagus argus is the source of this 3181-nucleotide messenger RNA. Its product is annotated as sodium-dependent neutral amino acid transporter B(0)AT1-like. NCBI's taxonomy places the organism in Eukaryota, Metazoa, Chordata, Actinopteri, Scatophagidae. The record is from RefSeq and is a predicted model, not a curated record. Gene Ontology annotation, biological process: sodium ion transmembrane transport. The transcript has 12 exons. The coding region runs from base 215 to 2122 and encodes 635 amino acids. Gene Ontology annotation, cellular component: plasma membrane.
ACAGUGAAUAUCUCAGCGUCUCUUCCAAGGACACACAGUAGGUGUAAAGGACCCAGAGAUAGAGAUACUGUUUGCAGAGGUGACUGUAUGAGAAAGGACACAACCCCUUGAGCUUCUGCGCAAAGGUAGCAAAACUAACAACUGCUUACCAAAGGGAGACUCAGCAGCUACAUUUUCCAAUUUCUGUGUCCAGUGAAGCUUACAGGAAGCCACCAUGAAGCUAAAGCUCCCAAACCCAGGUCUGGAUGCCCGGAUCCCUUCUUAUGGGGACCUGGAGAGGAUGGAGAAAGAGGAGGCAGGGGACAGGCCCAAAUGGGACAACAAAGCCCAGUAUCUGCUCACCUGUGUGGGCUUCUGCGUGGGACUUGGGAAUGUCUGGAGGUUCCCUUACCUGUGUCAAAGCCAUGGGGGAGGAGCGUUUAUGAUCCCAUUCCUAAUCCUGCUGGUUCUGGAGGGAAUCCCGCUGCUACACCUAGAGUUUGCCAUUGGUCAACGUCUAAGGAAAGGCAGCGUGGGAGUGUGGAGAACAAUCAACCCAUACAUGACGGGAGUUGGUAUUGCAUCCUUGCUUGUCUCAUUUUUGGUGGGCAUGUACUAUAACACCAUCAUGGCCUGGAUCAUGUGGUAUCUCUUCAACUCCUUUCAGGAUCCUCUUCCUUGGAGCCAAUGUCCUCUAAAUGCUAACAGGACAGGUCUAGUGGAGGAGUGUGCUCGGAGCAGCACAGUCGAUUACUUCUGGUACAGAGAGACUCUGAACACUUCAACAGCUAUUGAUGAGCCUGGAAGUCUGCAGUGGUGGAUGGUGCUGGCCCUGAUAUCUGCCUGGGCUCUGCUCUAUGUUUGCUGCAUCCGUGGGAUCGAGACCACGGGAAAGGCUGUCUACAUCACCUCCACUUUGCCUUAUGUGGUCCUUACCAUCUUCCUCAUCAGAGGACUGACUCUGAAAGGAUCUGUGGAAGGAAUUAAGUUCCUCUUCACACCAGAUGUGAAUGAGUUAAUAAAUCCAGCGACCUGGUUGGAUGCAGGUGCUCAGGUGUUCUACUCCUUCUCUUUGGCUUUUGGAGGCCUCAUCUCUUUCUCCAGUUACAACUCAGUUCACAACAACUGUGAGCAGGAUGCUGUGCUCAUCUCCAUCAUCAAUGGCUGCACCUCAGUGUACUCUGCAACAGUUAUCUACUCCAUCAUUGGCUUCAGGGCCACUGAAAAAUAUGACGAUUGCAUGGGAGACAACAUCUUGAAGCUGAUGAAUGCCUUCAACUAUGCUGAGAACAACAUCACACAAGACAAUUACAAUGAGGUUCUGAACCACCUCAACGUGACAAAUCCAGAUAUCAUUCAGGGAUUGCAACUCGAGACCUGCGACAUGCAGUUUUUCCUCAGCCAGGGCGUGGAGGGAACAGGUCUGGCCUUCAUCGUGUUCACAGAAGCCAUCACCAAGAUGCCUGUUUCUCCCCUCUGGGCUGUCCUCUUCUUCGUCAUGCUCUUCUGCCUCGGCCUCUCCACUAUGUUUGGUAACAUCGAGGGGGUGGUGGUUCCUUUGCAGGACCUCAAAGUAUUGCCCCGAACUUGGCCCAAAGAAAUUUUCUGUGGUCUGACUUGUUUAAUAUCCUGUAUUUUUGGGCUCAUAUUUGCUCUGCGCUCUGGAAACUACUGGCUGGCUCUUUUUGACAACUUUGCUGGCUCUAUCCCCCUUCUGGUCAUUGGAUUGUGUGAAAUGAUUUCUGUUAUCUACAUCUAUGGCAUCGAUAGGUUUAACAAGGACCUUGAGUUUAUGGUUGGCCACAAGCCCAAUAUUUUCUGGCAGGUGACAUGGAGGGUGGUUAGUCCUCUCAUUAUGAUCAUCAUCUUGAUUUUCUACUUUGUAACCCAAGUCACCAAAAAUCUCACGUAUUUGGUCUGGGACGAAGAGGCAGAGAGCUUCCCCUCUCUGGAACCACGCCCAUUCCCUUCCUGGAUCUACGUCAUCAUCUUCAUCCUGGCCGGAGUUCCCAGUUUAGCCAUCCCAGCAGUCGCCCUCUACAAAUUCAUCCAGAGGAAAUGCUGCAAGCAGAAGAGUCACAGUGACAAAAUAGUGGACACUGUCUCUGCCAAAAUACAAAUGAGCGACAAAAUUAAGCUUUAGAUAUAUUUUAUUUGGAGUAUUUAAUUAAUUAAUGUAGACCUGUUUAUUGUUGUUUUUUUCCUGUACAAUGACAAAAGGGUACAAUAAUCACUAUGAAGAAACUACUAAAUUUGUAGGUAUUUUCUGCAAAAUAAUGCAGUUUGGAGAAAAGCGUAAUUAUUUUUGUUUUUCAUGGUAUUGUAAAAUUAGUUUCCUGCAGUUUUGUAGCUUAUUAGACAUUUAAGUGUAUGUUGUACACUAAAGGAACCGUUGGACAUUUUUGGAAAUGCUUAUUCACUUACAGAGUUACAUGAGAAAACUGAUCUUAUGUCUUAAGUGUUCUGUCUGUCUGUGUGCUAAAUAUGUAUCUACAGCCGGCAGCUAAUUAGCUUAGCUUAUAUUGGAAAGUGGAAACAAUUAGCCUGGCUGUGUUCAAAGGCAACAAAACUCAUCUACCUACAGGCACUUUGUAACACACUGUAUCUAUCUUUCACAUAUGUAUUUAUUCCAUUUGUUGUCAUUUGUCAUCUCUGCAAAAGCUGAUCUGUAAAGAUCACAAUUAUUAUUAAUUAUUGUUAUUAUUAUAUUUGUUUCUACCAUUUAUCCCAAGCUAAGCUAAAUGUAGCUAUUCAUGCUUAGCUAUUCAUAUUUAGUACACAGAUAUAAGAAUGGUAUCAAUUUCUUCAAAGUCUCUGUUUCCAAGUUGUCUUACUAUUCUUUUAAUAUAGUAUGUUUACUGUAUGUAUGUGUGUGGUGUAAUGUUUUCAUUUAAUAUUUUGUAAAUAAUCUUCAGUUAAAGCGUUAAUUCUUGUUAAAACCAUUGACAUACUUUUUCUGAAGAAAAUGAAUGCAUUUAUGGUAGCAGUCUUUUUUAGCCCACUUUUGGGUUGUUUAUAAAGUUUUUGCCAUAUAUCAUUUGGCAUAUAUGAUGUCUUUCAUAUAUGGACAGUUAUUGUUAAAUCAAAUUGAUAAAUUAUGUCAGUAUCACAAUCUUACUUGCACUUUAAAGGAUGCUUUUGCUUUAAGGACCCAUUGUUUGGAAAAUAACUCUUUGCUUUUUCGAUACAUUUGAUUUUUUUU